Molecule: messenger RNA, 402 nt
Organism: Gryllus bimaculatus (two-spotted cricket)
Lineage: Eukaryota; Metazoa; Arthropoda; Insecta; Orthoptera; Gryllidae
Source: the annotation of a GenBank genome assembly
AUGCUGCAGGAGAGCAGAGCAAUGGUGACUCGGUGCGCGGCAGUGGCGGCGGCGGCGGCGCUGCCGAUUCUGUGGGGCCUUGACGCCGGGGUGCAGGCAUACCAACCGCCGCCCCAGGAGCUCAACCUGCUCAGCGCCGACAUGUACGCAGGCAACAGCAGCGGCCGCGACGGUCGCAUCUUCCACUUCAGUAAGGAAGACACUGCCAUCCGGGUGGAGCUGGCAUUCGCCAUCCCGUUCCUGUCCAUCCCGGUGGGCGGCAACAAGGCACAGGGCGGCGCGCUGGUGGACGUGAACGUGGGGGCGCUGGCGGCCGGCGGCGUCUUCACCAUCGCCGCCAUGAUGUUCAUCCCGCACCUCUUCGAAGGACUCAGCCCCAUGAUCGGCUUCGGACGCAGUAAG